AUGAGCCUAUGUUUCACCGAGAUUAAGCCAUCGCGGCCGCCAAGCAACGAAUUAACGAGUGCAACCGGCUCUCUCGUCUAUAUUCUCAACGUCGUUGACCCCGCGUACAGUAUCUUGUCGUUUGGGGAGCGCCUCAAAGACAUUCCUAAGAGGAUGGAACACAACAAGGUGCUCACUGCAGCUUCUAAAGCCCUUACUGCAAGUGUGUUUAGUUUUUACACAGGUUCAGUUUCGUCAAAGCCCUUGGUCCACUACGGGGAGGCCCUGCGCGUGCUUAUAAGUAGUGUCGGGGCAGUGCAUUGCAAAACCCAAAUCGUUGACACAAUGUGUGCCAUUGGCAUUCUUCUGGCGUCCCAUAAUGUGCGCGGCAGCAAUCGGCGAGAAUUUGAAGUUCUUUUAAGAGGACUAGUAUACUUUCUGGAUAUGCUGGGCGAUGAAGAGUUGGAAAAUGCUUUCGACAACGAAGUAGUCUCGAACUUACGGCGUCUUGUGAUAGUCGCAAGCAUUAUGGAUCCUACAAUGAGAUUCAACCCUCGUCUUCACGACGGGAAGAAGCGCCAGUCUGGUCUUGUAGCUACAGCACCCGGCAACGUCGGGACUGCUCGAUGCAGUCAACAAUGGCGCGAUUUGAUUCAAAUUUCAUCUUAUUUAGAAGACCCGACCUCGAAUCUUGACCAUAUUACGACGACUUAUCAACGACUUUCGACCGACUUGGCGCUUCUUGAAAAGAAUGCGACGGAUGUAUUUGGCAAGGUCAAAACGAGUCGGGACUCACUGCUUUCGCUACAAUAUAUACGCCAAGAAGCCGGCAAUUCUGGGCUUCUCACAAUGGCGAUGGCAUUAAACAUGACACUCCGGAUCAUAGAUCCCGGGAAUAGCGCCUUGUUAGAAGAAGCUGUCACUUUUGUGUCAGUGGUGCUGAGGGCCGCAGACAGAGUCUCUCUGUUCAAGCCGCUCAGUACCGCAUUACUCGGCAACUCUCUAUGCCUUGCUUGGGUGGUUGCUGUGAAUCCUCAAGAAAAGGAGAGAGUGCGUAAAAUGCUGGAUGAGCAUUCUUACAUCUUCCGGGGCACAACAUGGGAGUGCUUGGCGACCAAGUUCCAGAAACGAUUUGACGGUAUUCGCGCACAAGUCAGAUCCCCUAAGACUCCGGCAUAA
Messenger RNA from Metarhizium brunneum ARSEF 3297, 1158 nucleotides. RefSeq lists its product as uncharacterized. Lineage: Eukaryota; Fungi; Ascomycota; Sordariomycetes; Hypocreales; Clavicipitaceae. The record is from RefSeq and is a predicted model, not a curated record.